AAAGAAUCACAGCUGACACGUCACCUCUGCAGCUGUAUGUGGUUAGAAGGCCUCUCCAUGGGACCAAAGUGUUAUUACUUCUGAGCUGUCACUAAAUAGGAUAUGAAAUCCAAAUUAGAGCUUUGAGAACAAACCCAUAUGUGAGAAUAUAGGGCAGAGUUCACGCUUAAUGAAUUCAUGUCUAAUACCAUCCCGUUUCCUUCUUAUGCCUCCAUUUGUGUAUGAUGAAACAGCAUCCAAAAUGUGUACAAUUGUGUCAUUUAUACUUUUUCGCUACUCGUGGUUUCUGUAAAGAAUUCCUUUUGCAUUAUCUCUGUUUAGCUCUUGUGAAAGGUGAGCAUCUUUUACAUUUAAGGGAAAGAAGCAAUCUUUUUGUUAAUCCAAAUGCAGUGUUCCUCAGCUGGUUGAACACUGUGACAAAGUUCUUAUCCUGACUCUUUGGUGCAACUGAAUUUGUUUUCCAUAAUUCAUCAUGCUUUUAUUACACUUCCUAAAGAGUUCCAUGUGUCAAUAACCUCUUCUCAUCAUAGUCUCCAAAAUAUAACAAUUUAAAAAGUUUGUUACCUAUAUCUGAAAGACCGCAUCUCCAAUGGUAUGUGAUUAUGUCUGUAUUUAUUCAUCUUUUUUUUUUUUUUUUUUUUCAGAAUGUUGUCUACAUCUUUAUGUUGGUCCCUCUGCCUAUCUCCUAUUCUUUUUGGUUGACAUUUACCAGUCACUUAACCUGAGCAAAUCAUAUAACUUUAAAUUAUACCUUUGUUUUCUCAUCUACAGUAUCAGGGUGAUUCUUGCCUUUGUCCAGUGAUUGGAUGCUUGGAUGGGUCAGAACAUAUAAGUGAUAUUGAUAAUGGAAAGAUACUUUUCAAAUGUGAAUGAUUUAUUUCAGAAACCUGCAUUUCUUUGUAUAUACUUUCCUGUCUCUUUUUGUGUCUGUCUGUCUGUCUGUCUGUCUGUCUAUCUUUGUAGGGCUUUCUUGAGUGCGCGUGUUUCACUGUAUUCAGCAUCUCUUCUUGCCAUAUGUUUCUCUUUUGUCAUCACAGGAUCACCAUUCUGUGUCUUGUUGAGCACAGUAUAAAAUUUAUUAUUUAAAAGUAAUUUGAAUGCUUAUAAAUUUAAUAUUUAUAGGCUGGAAGUCUUUACAUUGUUGGUUAUUAAUUAAAAAGGCGGUGAAUGAAAAAAUGUUUCAUUUAAAGCCAAAAAAACAAAUAAAAGCUUGUUUAAAGUUACUUUUUAUUUUUGUGACCUUUUACCUACUUUUUCGGGGAGGUGUGGGGGAGGGUGAGUAGCCCACAAAAGAAACAGAUAUUUCCAUGUGAGGUAAGAUAUUUUGAAGGCUAUUUAUUAAAUUGUUCUGUUUAUUAAACUAAAGAUGUUAAUUCCCAGUUUCUAAUUUGAUUUGGGAAUAGUUAUUUUUCUUGUAUCUAAGACAUUUAUUUCUGAAUACUUCAUAACUUGGAUCAUUUUUACCUCACUAUAAUAGCCCAGAGUUCCCCUCCCUUUGUGGAUUUUGAGACAUUGUUUCCAUUUUAAAUAUAGUGAGUCAUGAAGUCCCAAACAGGGUCCUCUGUAAUACUAGGUUCUGACAACAGAGAGGAAGGAAGAGGCCCCAAGUGUUUUGUGGACUGAUCCCAGGUGCCUCUCUGAUUUCAUGACUCUUUCUCCUGAGAACAAGACCCUGAAACGUGCCUGGAACAGCCAAGGUCAAAUAGAGGAGCCAGCAAUGCCACACCUGGAUUUCACUGUAGAAAUGCACGGUGGGCUCUCAUAAAAGAGAAUUCAAAAUUGUUGACAGGAAGUUUGGGUGAUGAUCUGAGUAUUUUUGGAGAUCAUACAGUAGACUCAUUGACACCGUAGGUUCACAGUCCUUUUUUUCUAGGUUGGUUGUAAGGAGCACUGUGUGAGUCUGUACCUGAAAAUAUUCUUGGUGUUGGUUUGAUUGAGAUUUUAUCUUCUUUAUUUUGUUAUUAGUAAUGAAUGAGAGCUAAUACUUGGGUAGUGUCUUGUAUACAUUGGGUGCUGUUCAUUAUUAACCCAUCUUAUUCUCACAGUACCCCUGAGAGAUAGAUACUGUUAUUCCUCCUAUUUCAUAGAUGACGAUACUGGAACAGAGAGGUUAGGCAACUUGCUGAAGGUCACCCAUCACUUUGAUGGGAAAACAAGGCUCUGUGUUGUUAACUGCUUUCCUAAAAUGACCUUCUAGCCAGAUUGUUAAGGUCUGGUAUUAAAUACCAGAUUUCAAAAAAGGAAUGAAGUAAUUAAUUAGUGAUGGUAUAAGCCAAUUUAGAGACAUUGUUUCUAAAUUGUUUAGAUAUACAGUUGAACUUUGCACAACACGGAGUUACAUUGUGAGGGUCUGCCUAUAGGUGGAUUUUUUUUUCAGUAGUAAAUAGUACACGGAUCUGUGGUGGGUCGAAUUUACGGAUGCAGAACCGUGGAUUCAGAGGAACUACGUGGAUACUGAAGAACUACUACGCAUAUGGGGGUAGAGGGUAUGUUACACGUGGAUUUUUGACUGUGAGGAUAUUCGGCACCUCUAACCCCCAAGUUGCUCAAGAGUCAACUGUAUACUCAUGAGCCACUUAUAUAUUUUUCUAAUGCUUAAGUUUUGUGAGUGUCUUUUUUCAUGAUUAAAGUAAGAGCAAGUGUAUGUCUUAAGUUUCUUGAUUAAGGAUAAAUGUUUUUGAUGCGGCUCCUGUAUCAGUGUGUCAUUUUUCUUGAGAAUAAACCAAACAUUUAUAUUUAAGUUGCAAACUGCCUGAAAGUGGAAAGUUGAUUUAGCUUUAAAUUGAAUGCACCAGGCUGGGUGAAGAAUGUAAAAAUAAAUAAAUAAACAAAUGAAUAAAUGAAAUGAAACAAUCAUUUUUUUUAUUCUGGCUGAAUACAUGAGAGCUAUUGACCUUGUUUGUUUAAUAUUUUUGCUGCUCUUCCUAAAUGAACUGUUUUAUGCAACAGUGGGCAGGAUAAGGAGAAUGCAUGUUGGAGUUUUAUGCUUUAACAGAUUUUUUUAGAUCGCAGUUUUUGCUACACGUGGUCUUUUGGGGUUGAGUAAGUAGACAAUUGCAAGUUUUGUUGUUGAGUGGUGGUAACCGGGAAAUGUCACAUCCGCGGGGUAGGGGGUGGGACUUUCACACCACAGGGGCAGUCUGGCGUCCUUUCUCAUUGUAAGCUACCUCCUUCCUCUUGGGACUGUGGGUGACAACCUCAAAGGACCUCCUCACCACCCCGCCCCCCACUUGUUUCCCUGCUUCUAAUCAAAAACUCUUGUCUCUGGAAAUGAAUGCUAAUUAGCUUGGGCAGUCCUUGUCAUGCAUUCCAGACCCCUGGCAGCUGUGAUUUUGUUUUCCACUUAGCCGAUAUAUGAGAAUCAUUUUCAGAGCAUUUCCAAUUGGAAAGCUUCUUUUGUCUUUUUAAUCCAAAUUGUUAUUGUCUUGCAAAUGUUUGCUUUUGUAACAAAGCAUUUGGGGCUGGGGGGCGAGGGGGGAAUGUGAAAAUAUAAACUGUUAAAAAGAUCUGUUUUUUAGUGCCUGGUCCCGACUCUGUGAGGGGUGUCUGUCUUCAAAGUUGUUUGAGCCAGGCAGGUUUAAUAUUCCUGUGCAGUGCAGGAUGCUGGCCAAUCAGCUGAUCUCAGUCCGCAGAGUAGAGACGCUCACAUCCCGCGGAGGCUUUUUUUUUUUUUUUGCAUUGUUUUCUUGCCUCUUGGCUCUCCCUUUCUGGAACUUCUGCUGUUUAGCCAGAUGAAAUCAAAGCAUAAAUUCUUGUACACCGGUUAGCCUUUGACACCCUCCAAGAGGGCACCGGUGGGCAGUGGGAGCUGCUGUUGGGGUCGCACUGUCGCGGUCCUCUCUGUCUAGAGAUGCAGCCGUAGUUCUUCAUGGCAGAGCUGGCAUGGGCUGUCUAAAUGGGAGGAUGCUCUCUCAGGAGCCAGAAGGCAUUCGGUGCUCUCCGAGUAUUUUAAGAAACUUCUGUUUCUGUGUGGAACGUGUCAGAAGGUAGAAUUAUCAUGAGAAUACAUUCCUGAUGAUGUCUGCAUUGUGGAAAAUAAAGCGCAAGCCCAGGAUUGAAAACAAUGGCAAGUCUGGUGAUUCUGUGUAUCGGACGCUUCAUCUGAGCACGGAACAGGUGGCCGCGUUUUGCCGCAGUCUGCAUGAGAUGAACCCCUCUGACCCGAGUCCGUCCCCCCAGGACUCCACCGGGCCUCAGCUGGCCACCAUGAGACAGCUCACGGACGCCGAUAAGCUGCGCAAGGUCAUCUGUGAGCUGCUGGAGACAGAGCGAACCUAUGUGAAAGACUUAAACUGUCUCAUGGAGAGAUACCUAAAACCUCUUCAAAAAGAAACUUUUCUCACCCAAGAUGAGCUUGAUGUGCUCUUUGGAAAUUUAACCGAAAUGGUAGAGUUUCAAGUAGAAUUCCUUAAAACUCUAGAAGAUGGAGUGAGAUUGGUACCUGAUCUGGAAAAGCUUGAGAAAGUUGAUCAAUUUAAGAAAGUGCUGUUCUCUCUGGGGGGAUCCUUUCUGUAUUAUGCUGACCGCUUCAAGCUCUACAGUGCCUUCUGCGCCAGCCACACGAAGGUCCCCAAGGUCCUGGUGAAAGCCAAGACGGACGCGGCUUUCAAGGCGUUCCUAGAUGCCCAGAACCCAAGGCAGCAGCACUCGUCCACUCUGGAGUCUUACCUCAUCAAGCCCAUCCAGAGGAUCCUCAAGUAUCCGCUUCUGCUGAAGGAGCUUUUUGCUCUGACGGACGCGGAGAGCGAGGAACACUACCACCUGGAUGUGGCCAUCAAGACGAUGAAUAAGGUUGCAAGUCACAUCAAUGAAAUGCAGAAAAUCCAUGAAGAAUUUGGGGCUGUGUUUGACCAGUUGAUUGCUGAACAGACUGGUGAGAAAAAAGAGGUGGCAGAUCUGAGCAUGGGGGACCUGCUUUUGCACACCACCGUGAUCUGGCCAAACCCGCCGGCCUCGCUGGGAAAGUGGAAAAAGGAGCCCGAAUUGGCAGCUUUUGUCUUCAAAACUGCUGUGGUCCUGGUGUAUAAAGAUGGUUCCAAACAGAAGAAGAAACUUGUAGGAUCUCACAGGCUUUCAAUUUACGAGGACUGGGACCCCUUCCGAUUUCGACACAUGAUUCCUACUGAAGCUUUGCAGGUUCGAGCUUUGGCAAGUGCAGAUGCAGAAGCAAAUGCUGUGUGUGAAAUUGUCCAUGUAAAAUCGGAGUCUGAAGGGAGGCCAGAGAGGGUCUUCCACCUGUGCUGCAGCUCCCCGGAGAGCCGGAAGGAUUUCUUGAAGGCCGUGCAUUCCAUCCUGCGCGAUAAGCACAGAAGACAGCUCCUGAAGACCGAGAGCCUUCCCUCCUCCCAGCAAUAUGUACCUUUUGGAGGAAAACGAUUGUGUGCGCUGAAAGGGGCCCGGCCGGCCAUGAGCAGGGCAGUGUCCGCCCCAAGCAAGUCUCUUGGGAGGAGGAGGCGGCGACUGGCCCGAAACAGGUUUACCAUUGAUUCUGAUGCCAUCUCCGCCAGCAGCCCGGAGAAAGAGCCCCAGCAGCCCCCCAGCGGCGGGGACACUGACCGCUGGGUAGAGGAACAGUUUGAUCUUGCUCAGUAUGAGGAGCAGGAUGACAUCAAGGAGACAGACAUCCUCAGUGACGAUGAUGAGUUCUGUGAGUCCGCGAAGGGCGCCGCCGCGGACAGAGACCUGCAGGAGCGGCUUCAGGCCGCCUCCAUCAGUCAGCGGGAGAGAGGCCGCAAGCCCCUGGAUAGUCACGCGUCCCGCAUGACGCAGCUCAAGAAGCAAGCCGCCCUGUCGGGCAUCAACGGAGGCCCCGAGAGCACGAGCGAGGAGGUCAUUUGGGUUAGGCGUGAAGACUUUGCCCCCUCCAGGAAGCUGAACACUGAGAUCUGACUGUGUCACGUUCCCCCUCCCGCAUAGAGAGAGAGUCUGUGUAGAUACGUCUCCCACUCCGCCCCUCUCCCGGACCCGCGAGGGCGGGGGAAUGUUCCCUUUAAGUCGCAGUCUUGCACACACGGUUUUGGCAGCUGACUUUGUUCUGAAGCCAUGUAGCCACCCAACUUUAUCAUUUCUGACAACAUCGGAAAGAAUUGUUCGAGAAUCCCAAAUCAGCUUGAGUCCUAUCUUCUGUAUAUUACCAAGGGCUUUUAUUUAUUCUCAAUUAAUCAGGGCCUAAAGAAUUAAAAAGAAAAAAAAUUCCAUAGCACUGGAAAGCAAAUUACCCCAGGAGUUGAAGUAUGUAUGACAGAUUAGUUUAAAGGAUAGCACACGAAAAAAUAAUAAAGACUAUCUGAAAUCUAUAAUCCAGGAGCCACCAUCUAGUUGGGGAAACAAAACAAAGCAACUGUACAGCUCGCAGUGUUCUUACUCCUUUCCCUCUUAAAUGUCUGAGAAUAUCUGUGUAUUUUAAGAAUGUGUGAGGAGAGGGUGGAGAUUUAUGUUCGAUGAGCCUUUUUUUUUUUCUUCUUUUUUUCUUCCUCUUCUGUUUCGGUCCAUGGCUGGUCUUACUCGAUGUCGGUGUUUGAAAGUUCUAGUUUUGCAUAGAAUUAUAAAGAUGCCAAACUCCUUGGAAAGAGAUCCAAAUUUAUCACUUGAAAAAAAAAACACUAUUUUUUGUAUUUUACCUGAGAUGCAGGGGGCACAAACAGAUGAGACUUUUACACAGUGUUAGUGUAAUUCUGAGUUUAAAAAAUGAGGAUUUUACCUUUUACAGAGAGUGAGGCGUGGUGAUUUUAUAUUUAUAUAUGAAAGGCCAACAAGAUGCCUAGGAGAAACUUUUUUCCCAAGAAGCAGUUUUUUGUUUGUUUGUUUGUUUGUUUGUUUGCUUUUUAAAAAAUGUUUGAAUCUCUAUUUGAGAUGGGAGCUUGGUUGGAUUAAACACGACACCGGAAUGGGCAGUGUGUGUGUCUGUUGCACAUGGCAGGGGAGGGGAGAUGCCUUCUCGUGGGGUUGCUAUGGUGAUCAUUGGUUUUCCCAUCAUAGUUGCAUCUUCAUCCAUAGAUUACCUACCCAUUCCCUGACAGUCCCUAACCAAACCUCUUAACAAAACAAUCUCUUCAAAAACAUGUCUUGUGUUUAACCUUUUCUUCUUGCCAACAAAACAGGGUAAACAUGCUAAAAAAACUAAUGUUCUAAACAGAUUUCCAAAUAGGAAGAACAAAACCAAGUUAAAGCACUUUCAAUUUCUUUUUUUAAAGGUUUAUAGCUUUUUUUUUUCCCAUUUCACAAUGUCCACUUCCUAAGAAAGGUUUAAAUAAUAUGAAAACUUUCUUUUUGGGGAAAAUAUCUAUUUGGUGUUUGACACAUCAGUAGGUACUUUAAAGACCUGAAUUUUAUAGUAGCUUUAGGAGUUAUAUUUUAUAAAAAUCAGUUAUGACUUUAUAUUUCCAGACAAUAGAGAGUUCAGAACAUCAUGCUCUUGUGCCCCUGCUUGCUUUACCUGCUUUCCUACCCUGUAUCCCUCCCCUUUCGGGUUUCCAGGGCUUUGAGCUUGAUCUUUUGAGAGUUUUAUUCUAUUAAAUUUUUGCUGUAUCUUCUGAUUUUCUUAAAGAGCUUUAGAAUGGUUUCUAUACCCUUUGUAUCACUGCAUUGUUCCAUAUCAUCUCCAGUUUGAUUGUGUCUGGGUGGAAAACUGAAGCAGAGGCUUCUAAUAGUCCCAUUUACCAGUCCCAGUGCAACGGGUUUGUCUGAAAAUGCUGGAAAGUCUGGUGCUUGGAGAGGGUGCCAUUGUCUCCUGUACAUAAGGUCAUGACGUGUCUAUGUCAAAAGUUCUUAUAUAUUUCUUUUAUAAGCUGAAAGAAGGUCUAUUUUUAUGUUUUUAGGUCUAUGAAUGGAACGUUGUAAAUGCCUGUCAAACAAUAAAAAAUAUUGA
Messenger RNA from Hippopotamus amphibius kiboko, 7867 nucleotides. It is a transcript of the gene TIAM1, whose product is annotated as TIAM Rac1 associated GEF 1. The record is from RefSeq and is a predicted model, not a curated record. Gene Ontology annotation, cellular component: synapse; cytosol; plasma membrane. NCBI's taxonomy places the organism in Eukaryota, Metazoa, Chordata, Mammalia, Artiodactyla, Hippopotamidae. The transcript is spliced from 13 exons. Gene Ontology annotation, biological process: small GTPase-mediated signal transduction; positive regulation of axonogenesis; activation of GTPase activity. Gene Ontology annotation, molecular function: guanyl-nucleotide exchange factor activity; protein binding. Bases 4015 to 5889 code for a protein of 624 amino acids.